UCCGGGAAGUUUGGUAUACAACCCACGUCUUCAGAGUUCAGUUUGUGUAGAAUCGUCUGUUCUAUCUAUAUAGAGCACGUAGUAUUAGUGGCUAUUUGUGUUCUAUUUUUAAUUUAUUUCUUUUAAAUAAUUUCGACGCGUUACAAUUUUAUCGAAGAAAUGUCAGGUCUUAGACAACAUCCGCUUGUUUCCAAAGCUGAAGAAGUCGCCUAUGAGGUGCUUAGACGGACCAAAACAAUUUUGCCCACUUUGGCCAGGUUGUGUCUGAUUUCCACUUUCCUCGAAGAUGGAAUUCGUAUGUACUUGCAAUGGAAUGAACAGAGGGAAUACAUGGACAUCUCCUGGGGAUGUGGCAAGUUUUUAGCCACAAUGUUUGUAAUCAUCAACUUGUUUGUACAGCUUAGUGGUUGUUUCAUGGUUCUGCUACGUUGGAAAGUUGACAUUGCCUGCGCCCUACUUUUUGGAAUUGUCUGCAUGCAGACUGUAGCAUACAGCAUACUAUGGGAUCUUCAAUUUUUGUUCCGAAAUCUGGCUUUGAUUGGAGCUCUCUUGCUUGUCCUUGCUGAAAGUAGGCAGGAGGGAAAUUCUUCUUUUGCUGGUGUUCCCACUCUGGGUGAUAACAAACCAAAGAGCUAUCUCCAGCUCACUGGCAGAAUCUUGUUGGUCUUCAUGUUUGCCACUCUUCUCCUAAUGGAGUUUUCAUUCAUGCAGAUCCUUCUAAAUGUUGUUGGCUCUGUUUUCAUGUUGUUUGUUACUGUUGGAUACAAGACAAAGUUGUCUGCAUUGAUCUUGGUUGUGUGGCUUACAACCAGUAACUUCUACUUGAACUGCUGGUGGACUAUCCCUGGUUGCAAGGCCAUGUGCGACUUCUUAAAAUACAAUUUCUUCCAGACUCUUUCAGUCAUCGGCGGAUUGAUGAUGGUCGUUUCGUUAGGACCAGGCGGCGUCUCUAUGGACGAGCACAAGAAAAAUUGGUAGGGGAUUCUUCAUUGCUCAUUGGAAAUCAAGGAUACAGCCAUCAACAUCAAGCAAUCACAGGGCAAGGGGGAGUCGUUUUUAUCUUUGAGACUUUGUAUACACUAUUAAAAAUCCGACCUCCGAUCUCUUUGAAUGUUUUUUAAUUAAUUUGAUGUCUGUAAUCGGUUUAAAGCUCAACAAGGCAAUUAAAAUGUGUGUUUGAA
Messenger RNA from Daphnia pulex (common water flea), 1181 nucleotides. Its product is annotated as surfeit locus protein 4 homolog. The transcript is spliced from 5 exons. The record is from RefSeq and is a predicted model, not a curated record. The coding region runs from base 160 to 978 and encodes 272 amino acids. Gene Ontology annotation, cellular component: endoplasmic reticulum; endoplasmic reticulum-Golgi intermediate compartment; membrane. Lineage: Eukaryota; Metazoa; Arthropoda; Branchiopoda; Diplostraca; Daphniidae. Gene Ontology annotation, biological process: Golgi organization.